GGCUCGAGCAGCACGGUUGUUGGCAAGCUCAAGACCAAGGCAGAGCAGCCCGUCGACGAAUGCGAGCCUGAGGAGAUCGUCGAGGCGCCAGCUGGCGAGCCUGAGGAGAUCGUCGAGGCGCCAGCUGAAGACGAGUUUGAGGAGAUCGUCGAGGCGCCAGCUGAAGGUGAGGUCGAGGAGAUCGUCGAGGCGCCAGCUGAAGGUGAGGUCGAGGAGAUCGUCGAGCCGCCAGCUGCAGAUGAGGGCGAGGAUGCGGCAGCGGUCGAGGGCGAGCAGCCCACCUCGGCGGAGUUCGAAGUGCCCUCGGACGAUCAGCUCAGCUGGGAGAAGAUCACGGUGAAGAUCAAGAGGAGGGAUUCCGAGCAGCUGGCGACGAUCGCCUACAAGUACCAGGCCAGCAAGGCCAAGUGGUUGCAGCUGGUCCAGGUGAGCGACCACAGCACGUCACACCUUCAGCAGCGCCUCGUCGGCUGGGCGCCCUCCGAGAUCAGUGACCUGAUCAUCGAGAAGAUCUUCGGUAAGGUCGCCGAGGCGAAGACCAUCGACAAACUAGCG
Molecule: messenger RNA, 555 nt
Organism: Prorocentrum cordatum
Lineage: Eukaryota; Dinophyceae; Prorocentrales; Prorocentraceae
Source: the annotation of a GenBank genome assembly